AUGCAUCGGGUGCUAGCAUCGGGUAGUGCGGUUGAGGCAGCAUCACCAUCACCACCACUGCUGUCAACGCUGCCAUCGCCCUCUCUGGGACGCCCGUUGCAGCAAGCCAUUAGCCUGCCGCCAGAGUGCAGGGACGGCAGUGCAAAUGAAGCAGUGACGGCGAAGUCAGUGCGCUAUGACUAUCGCUUCCCAACCUCCUCAUCCCAGCUCUCCCUGUACCCUUACGAGGUGACUCUGACCAACACAUGUAAGCAGCGUGCCAUCGCUGCCAUGAGCAUCAGCUUGACGGGGCUGCGCCUGCGCUCCUACAUUCUCCUGCCACGCCUCCUGGUCUCAGAGCCUGACUCCCUCAGCAUCGUCACAAACUACAAGGUACUCCCGCCACUGGGAGAACCCGACAAUGCGGUGGUCAUCCCACCGGGGGGGUCCCUCAAGUUCAACUGCACUGUCGUGCUCGACCUCAUUUAUCCGCUCACUGUUCACGGCGCCUCAUUUUCUCCCUUGUAG
Closterium sp. NIES-65 is the source of this 507-nucleotide messenger RNA. Lineage: Eukaryota; Viridiplantae; Streptophyta; Zygnematophyceae; Desmidiales; Closteriaceae. The record is from the annotation of a GenBank genome assembly.